Anopheles coustani is the source of this 3581-nucleotide messenger RNA. RefSeq lists its product as uncharacterized. NCBI's taxonomy places the organism in Eukaryota, Metazoa, Arthropoda, Insecta, Diptera, Culicidae. The transcript is spliced from 5 exons. Gene Ontology annotation, cellular component: plasma membrane; cytoplasm. The record is from RefSeq and is a predicted model, not a curated record. Gene Ontology annotation, molecular function: ubiquitin protein ligase activity. Gene Ontology annotation, biological process: protein K48-linked ubiquitination; negative regulation of extrinsic apoptotic signaling pathway via death domain receptors; proteasome-mediated ubiquitin-dependent protein catabolic process. The coding region runs from base 336 to 2927 and encodes 863 amino acids.
UGUUUCUCUACGUAUGGUGGAGUGUAAAUUUUAGUUCCAUUCGCCUGCCCGCUUCGGUAAAGCAUUGUGUCGAUGCUAUAAGAUGUGCAUGACACUCUUGGCAUCGUGCAUUGCAAGAUAAUCGUAAAUUGCUGCGUAUAAUCACCGUCGUCACUAGUGAAUUCGUCACCCUUUAACGAGUUGCCAAGCGAAAAGGACACAUUCUUAGUUUGUCGCCAGUUCAAUGGUUGCGCUUCGGGUGAGAUUUUCCCAAUGCUGUUUUUCGUGCACUGCCGAUUGCUGCUAGAAAGAAAAUACGUUCCUCCAUUCGGGCGACUUUGCGUCAACAUCGCAGCAUGCCCUGUGAAAAGUGUAACGUGAAAUUUGGCCUGCUGACGCGCAAAAGGUCCUGUUACGAAUGCCGCCGCCUGUUUUGCCGGGACUGCCUCUCCAAACGGCAGGACCGAUUCUUCUGUCCCAGCUGUACCAUCUUCACCAAACGGCCCUUGUCGCGUAUCGAUUUGGCCCAGCUCAAGGUGAAGGACCUGAUCUUCUAUCUGCAGUCGAAGCAUAUUUCCACGACUGGUUGUGUUGAAAAAGACGACCUAAUCAACCUGGUGAUUGCUCAUGUAAACUCCGGUGGAAGCUCUCCACGAACGCCCGGUGCAUUCAGCGCCACCUCAUCGACGAACGGAUCCGCCUCUAGAGGGUCCUCGCGUUAUGGAAGCUUUUCGCAAAACGGUGAUAGGAAUUAUUCCAAUACGUUCGAUCACAUAAGAAACACGUGCCAGAAUUUGUUUUCCUCGUUUUCCGACAGAUUCCAAGGAGAUUCUCCCGUAGGAUCAAGGAAUGAACGACGAUUUACCGACCAACCCACAGCCAACGGUAGUUUUUCUCCACAGGAAGAACAACGUCACAUUUCUACUCAGCCCCGAUUCGGCAGUAACAAUGUGUACCACAGUACGGAUGCCAGUGAGCGGUCGGUUAACGGUGCUAAUGGUCAAACGGUCGGAUCCGGAGGUAUUAGUGAAGCGAACCAAAGAACAAACCAGCCGCACGAUGGAGAAAGACCAAAUGUACAGCCAAGGACUGGUGGGGUUAACAGUAGUGUCAGCAGUGGUCCUACUUCCAGUGCCGAUACGAGUGCUGCCUCUUCGUCCUUUUCGUCGCCGAUCCGAGGAGCUGAUCCACCAUUUCGAACUGUAAUAGACAGUAACACUUCCCAGACAGCACUGAACGAUCGAAUCGAAAGUAUUCUGGCACUAGAGUCUGGCGCAAAUGGCUGUGAAUGUUGUACGGACGACGAGGAGGACGGGCGAAACGAAGGUGCGAUGCCCGAGGCGCCAAUCGGUGACAUUCCGUCCCCGGUGGUCGAGAAGAGCGAUGAAGACAUUCCUCGCCGGUCGAAAUUCGCUCGCCGAAGUGUUUCCCAUGCUAAUCUGUUGCCCUCACCCGAACCGGCUGGGCCGAGUCAGGAGGCCAUUUCGGACAGUGUGCCGUCGGCGGCAGCAACACCGAAGGAGGGUCCCCCUUCGAAAAGUCAAACACCAUCGUCUUCGUUCGACGACCUUCUCGGGGAGGGUAGCAGCAGCAAUGCUGAUCACGCGAUUGCAGCCGACACGCUCGCGGUAACAACAACCGAAACCGACGCCCAGAUGACCACCGCAGCUUCGAUGGACGACACGGAGCAGUGGCAAAUCAUCAAUACCUCAGAUGCGAACAGCGGUGGUGGUGGCGGUGGUGGCGCUGACGUUGGUACGGCCGAUACCGAAGGCAUUCCAGCGGUCGAUGUUACCGAAGCGAAUGAUGCCACGACGGUUACGAUCUACGAUGCCGAAGAGAGCAGUGAUAGCAUAAGUAACUCGGAGACGAACAAAUCAAAACCUGCCGCCCCCAUGAUGAUGCCGGUGGCGGGCGAAAGUCCCAUCCAUCCAUCGCCAAGUGUCGUGACCCGGCGUCGCUCCGAUAGCUAUCUGCUUUCGCUUCACCCGAAACAACAGCGUCCCGUUGGGGCGCCAAUCGUUGGACAACUGUUUGGGGGACAUCCGUUCACUUUAGGUCGCGCCAACGAAAUGGGUGUCCCCGGUGCAAGGCUUCCGGGACCGGGACUGAACAGCACCCUCAGCACCGAUGCAAUCCCCAGCUCUAGUCAUCCUGCCAACCACACGAGCAUGUGCUUCCGCUGUGGCAAACGCCGCAACGGUAUCCGGCGACAGUUGAAGAAGUUCCGUCGCCAGCUAGAGGCGGCCACCGGUGCGUCGGAGGCGGAAAAGCGCCGCCAGCUGGAAGCAUUCCUUAACUAUCUCGAGCGGCGCAGCAAGGGUUCGUUUGAGCUGACCGAUUCGGAAUCCAUCACCGAGGAGGCGAGCGUAAGUUUGGCGGAAGAAUCGACGAUCCCGGGGACGAGAGCCGUCUUGGAUGGGGCGGUUGCUGCGGCCGACGUCAGCGAUAGUCACGAGUCAGAAGCGGGAAGGGCCACCAACGGGAUAGUCAACAAUAGUAGAACCAGUGGGCAAACGUCUUCGAAUCGGUUGCCGACUGACGAUACCACCGUCUGUGUGAACCUUUACUCGUCCGGUAAUCAGCAGCUGGUCAAUAUGAAACAAAUCAAUUUGAGUGACAUCAAGGAAAGUGCGGACCUGGACGUGCUGUCCGUGAAGCAGUUAAAAGGAAUCCUGAUGGUAAACCGGGUCGAUUUUAAAGGUUGCUGUGAAAAGGCGGAACUUCGAGAAAGAGUGCUACGCUUGUGGCGCGAUUUUAAGUCCAUCCCAUCUAUUGAAAAGCUUACAUCGGAUGAUCUGUGCAAGAUCUGCAUGGAUGCUCCGAUCGAGUGCGUGAUUCUCGAGUGCGGCCAUAUGACAACCUGUACCGCCUGCGGUAAGGUGCUUACCGAGUGUCCCAUCUGCCGUCAGUACAUCGUGCGCGUUGUACGAUUCUUCCGAGCCUAAAGUAAGCGCCAACCGUCUUCAUGUGCCGCGUUUAUAGACGUGGAGGAUAAGUAGACACAUUUGUUUUAUUAGUUUGUGAAUGUUCCUUUCUGAUCGUUAUUAAUGUUUGAAAACAACAAUUGUUUUCCAUCAACAAACCUCUCUAGGAGGUUUAUUCGUGACUGGAAACACAAAUAGCAGGGAGUUUUCUUUGGCGAUAAUUAAUUUCCUUGAAAUUGUUCAACCUUUCUCUACGCUACGAAAGGUAGUUUCUCGUGUUCCCUAGGCUGAUACGGCACCAGGGUCGACUUGGUGAAAAUCUAGUUAAUUUGUAUGAAUCCAAUUCAUCCGAAUGCAAGAAUUUAUGUUUUUAAUUUUACGAAUUUAAUUCAUCCAAUUGCGCGAGACAUUGACGUACACUACUGCACACACGGGUGUUGUUGUAGACACAAGUGGUCGUUACCCGUUUCACUUAUUCCAGUGCUUGUGCGGCACACAAAGGACAAAUAAAACUGUAACAUUAAGACGCCCGGAAUAGGAAACCCGACGAACAACAUAAACGAAAAAUGUGAUCUAGUUAAUCUAGGAUUUAAAAAAAAGAAGAGAGAAGAAAACUUAAAUCAACACAUAGUAGAACGUGUAGAAAAUGAGGAGUAAUUAGCGAGCUUACUCAGA